Oryzias latipes (Japanese medaka) is the source of this 6844-nucleotide messenger RNA. Lineage: Eukaryota; Metazoa; Chordata; Actinopteri; Beloniformes; Adrianichthyidae. The record is from RefSeq and is a predicted model, not a curated record.
UUUUACAAUUAUAUGUAAAAAAAACAACAACAUUUGAAUUCAACAAAGUGCAUUUGAAUAUAACCAACAAAAAGUAAAUAUGAUGCAUUUUUUGUUAUAAACGUCAGAAAAUAUAUCAAAGCUCUGAAAAAAAUGUGAAAAAUCAAAAAAAUUGUUAGAUUUAGAAAUAUAAUAUCCAAAUUGUCCAAUCAUCUCUUCUGCUCUCAUUCUGCGAUGUGGUUCAUGGAUUUGAUCCACAAAUGAAGAAAUAUCAACUUCAUUGAAUCCUUUUGUUUAUGCACCACACUUAUGUAAAACAAGAUUAAAAUGAAACAAAAUGCAUACAGAUGUUAUCACACAAUGAAAAAUUAUAAUUUUUUUGUCAUAAAUAACUGAAAACAUUAAAAUAGCAGUGAAAAAGACCAUUAAAUAAUUAAAAUAAAGCUCUGACAUUAGAAAUGUAAUAGAUAAAUAUCCAAAUUGUCCAAUAAUCUCUUUUGUACUCAUGCUGCGUUGGAUAUUAGGCACAAUUUAAGGGAUUACAACAUAAGUUUAACUUCUUUGGUUGUUUGUGAAUAAGAACGAAACAACAAAAAAAUUGAUCCAUCAGCAGAAAAGCAUCUCACUACCGCCCUCUAGAGGAGCCCCGGCUAAACUGCAUCAUGUGGUCGAGGCGCGCUCCGGGGCGCUCACUCUCGCUCCGCUGUGCCACCGGCGCCGCUCCUCUCUAUAGUCUCCCCAUCCUCUCAAUUAAUCAAAUUCCCACAUUUUAUACUAAAAAAUGAAUCCAAACACUUUCCUGGGGGUUGUUGGAGCUUUAAAACAAACUGCGCUCCAUCUUUGUUCGGACUCCUUUUUUCAUUUUUACAACAAGUUGUCAUGUCGUCUGUGACCGGGAGAGGAGAGAGCUUUCCUGCCUCCAUCCGGGCUGUUCUGGUGAGUCCCAUUUAUUUAUUAGAAAUAUAGCUCUAUUUUUAAGGACCUUUAAAUGUAUCUGCGUGUGGAGAGGAGAAAAAAAAGAAGCUUCGGGGUGUGGUUGGCCGAUAAUUUCCAAUUAUAUUUGUGGCCCCAGAACUCAGAGGCGCGCGAGCCCGUCGGUUUUACCGGGAGGAGUACCGGAGGAGACUGCCGAGUCAAGGAGCGCCCCACUCCCGAGGGCGCCGGAGGCUCCAGGGGAAGCGCAAACAUGUGCCAGAGAACCGAAGAUACCCCGUCCUCCAGGUGCCUCCAAGUCGGGGAGCGCUUUAGGAUGCCCUUCAGCGGCGGGACCCUCCGGAGAGCCCACCCCGGGGGCGGCCAACUGGGGGGGUCCGAUCGCAAAGUUGCGGGAUGUGAUAAAUGCUCGGCGACCCUCGUGGGUCUGAAGAAGCAAGCCCUGAGUCUGGCUGUCCACCAUCGCUUCUCCUGCAAGGAAACAAGCCCCCUGGCAACAUUUCUUCAUGCCAACCUCCGUAUUCACGGACGUGCCAACACAGAGUCCUGGGACAGAGACAAGGAGCAGGGUCAGUGUGGAGCUUGUGGUGCGAACACGAACCUCCUCAAGCAGGAGGCCAUCCACCUGGCUCUGAGUCGCAGUCAGUCGUUAGCCAAGCCCUAUCAUGAGGCAAGCCUCAGCAGCUCUGGCACAACUGUGGGACAAAGUGAGACAAAGCACUGGGACGGGGCUUCAAAGGAGCCUCUGCACCAACAAUACAGCCGAACACACAGUUCCCAAAGCCUACAAAAGCCCAAGACGCCUCAGGGGACGCCUCAAACCCUCAGAAGACUUGGAGCCAAGCUACCCAACCCCAACAUGGAGCGCUGGGUGGAGGAGCAACAGCAGCUGCUGGCUUCCAAAUCCGCAGAUGGUGUCACAUCAAAUUCUUGCCAUAAGGUUGCAGAUGAUUCUACACUGAGCUGCAUUAAUGAUGGGGUUUUACAGACCAGCUCCAGGAUCCAGAACAUCUCCAGAGUGGUGACCAUUGCUAACACUGCAGCCAUGUCUUUUCUGGCCAGGGCGGCCGAGAAGCUCAACCUGACACUGAGAAAAAAGAACCAAGCCUCCGAUCCAGCUCCCUCCAAUGCCUCCACCUGCUUCAGAGAGAUCAUCCAGAAAAACCCACCGCCCGUCCCCACCUGCCUGCUCCAAGCUGCUGCUCGGACCAAAGACUCACCCGAUGUUGGCAAGGUCAAAGUUGUGCUGAGGGUGAGCAGGAUGCUGUCGGACGGACAAUUCCAGCCACCUGUCCUCCGGAUUGACUCUUCCAGAAAAAGGGUCAUCGUAAUUGAACCGGCGUCCAAAAACCUGAGCCACAGCACGAUGACUCUUGGGAGAGAAAACAGGAAUCCACUCAAGACGUUCAGCUUUGAUGCUGCGUAUUCUCAAGAUUGCAGCCAGGCGGAUCUGUGCACAGGCGUCCUGGCUGAUGUCAUCCGCUGCGUGCUUAGCGGCAGCGAUGGAUGCGUUCUGGGUCUGGGAUGUGCUGAUGUGGGAUCCUGGUCCAGCAUGGUGGGGAGUGGUGAGAACAUCCAGAAGCUUGGCCUGAUCCCCUGUGCCAUCUCCUGGCUGUACAGUGCCAUCGAGCGGCGUAGAGAGAAGACCUGGACUGAGCUGACUGUGUCGGUGUCGGCCAUAGAGCUGUGCUGUGGAGAGGAGGACACGCUGAGGGACCUGCUGGGAGAGGUUGUCCCUUCAUCAGGCAGCACCCAGGACAGCCCAAAAGCCCAUGUUAGAGUACAAGAGGACCCAGUCUGUGGGAUACAGAUCCGCAACCACAACCGAGUGAAGGCCCCCACAGCAGAGCGGGCCGCUUCUCUGUUGGAUGCCGCCAUCGCAGCCCGGCGACACGCCGACUUUAUCACAUACCUUUGCCACAGCUCCAUAAUGUUCUUCACUCUCUAUGUGCAGCCGCCACGCACAGAGAGCAGCACCAUCGGAAAAGGUUCCCGGGGCCCCGCCAAACUUACCAUGAUUGAUGUUUGUAGUGGUAUGAGGGGAAUAAACAGGAAUAAACCUCCUCAUGCUGAACUGGGACAGAUUGUCGUGUCUCUACUCAGUGGACAUAAAACAGCCUCCAACAAGAGCAAUAAGCUAAACAUGCUCCUCAGGGAGUCUUUGGCUCACGCAAACUGCCACACGGCAGUGAUCGCUCAAGUGGCUGAUUCCCUGGCGCACCAUCAAGAGACGUUUUCCACCAUCCAUUUGGCCUCCCGUAUCCGCAGGACCCAGAAGAGGACAAAGCAAUCGACUUCCUGCUCUCCUUGUGGGAGGAGUCUGACCAAAGAACACAAGGCGCCUCGUUCAACCCUGCGAGCGUUUCACUCCACCGAUGAGGUCGAUGUUGAUAUCUGCCCUCUCCGUCUGCGCGGGGACCUGGACCGCUCCAGCAGUCACCACUCCUGUGACACGGUCAUCCAGAUAGACUCAGAUGGCUCUUUCUAUUCCAAAGGAGUCCCGAUGCCGGCACAACCUGAGUUUGUUCCCAUCAUACCUUCGCUGCACCCGAACAAGACUGAACUGGAUGACCCCGAGUUCACCGCUCUGCUGCAGGAGCUCCUCCGAAUCCCUCAGCUGCACGGCGGUAAAAAGGCAGAGGAAGUCGUGCAGAAGGACUUUGAGGCUCUGAAAGGAGAAAGGAAACAGCCUGAGAGGGAAUGUCUCAAAUGUGACACAUUUGCUGAACUUCAAAAGCGCCUGGGCUGCAUCGACGGAAGUGAGAUGUCGAUAGAUGCACUCAAGUCUUCCUUAAAAGCCGCUGCCUGCAACAACGUUUUGCCCAAAUCUGCGCACCAAAAAGAAACAUCGCCAGCACCGCUGCCCUCUUUGAAUCAUGGUGCUGGUGGUGGUCAGGUCUCUCCGGGAGCAAAGCAAACGGACGUUGGUCUGUCUGGAGAAAAUUUUCCCAGGGAGGACUCAGGUCUUUAUGACUGUGAGGAGUGUAGUGGAACCAGUUCCAGUGAGGAGCUGCUAAAUCAAACUCUGGGAAUGAACUCGAGCUGUUGUUCAGGCGCUGUCAGAACCAGCAAUCAUCUCUCAUCACAGGAAUCAAAUACUCAGGGCAAAUCUGCCACCACCCCCUCCACGCUUCAGUCUACAGAGAAACAGCUGGGGCCCGAAGCUGGUGACUGGUUUAAACCAGACAAAAGGGCUUCACCAGUUGGCAAGAGCUCCUCCAUUUCUCCUUCGUCCUCCUGUUUUUCUUCAAACUCUUUGACUAAAGGCGUCAUACUUGGAGAUGUCCUACCUAAUUCCACCACAGAUGAAAAUAAAGCAAUGAAGGCCACAAUCACAGUGACCGUUCAACAACCCCUGGAUCUGAAGGGCCAAGAUGAACUUGUCUUCUCCAUGGUGGAGGAGGUGACCAUUAAUGGAGCUUAUGGGAGAGGGAAAACGGCGGGGAAUGUUUUCUGCAUCCGAGACCCCGCCCUUUCCCGGGCAGAAAGCUCUUCCAGCACGAGUAAACCAAUUAGGAUUAUCAGUGAUGUGAGUGAGGAUUCUGCAACUGCGGAGUCUUCUGAGCUUCCAGCCACGGAUGCAAACAAUGAAAAGCUUGUAUACUUCAGGAGGGAAAAGGGAACCUUACCUUCGUUUCUAAACCCCAUGUUGAUGGAGGCAGAUUUGGACAACUCACAGGCUGUCAAAGACAAAAGAAGUCCAAACAAAAUGUCUGAUUCACAUUCUAAUCAUGUCAAAUGUCCACAGGUCGAUAAAAGUCAUGGAUCUAGUUCACCUGAGAUGCUUCCAAUCAACAAAGAUAAGGAAGACAAAGAUUUCUACAACUUGGAAAGCAAAAUGUGUGAAAAACGGCUAAAAAACACAGACACCAGCCAUGGAUCAGACUGCAAGCAUCUUUAUUCUACAAACAAUGGAAAGGUCUCUAAAGAGGGAGGUAUUGCUCGCAGGCAUGCUGGGAAAAUCCCCAAGAUAGCUGGUUUUUCACCUGGUUGCCAAGAAACCCUCAUUGGUUCCUCUGUAACAAGCAGUUUACCCAGAGACUGGCCCGGCGCCAACCCCCAGAACAACCACUCAAGGGGGGUGACAUCAUCCACUCCUUGCAGCCCAGGGGAAACUCUGGAGAGGGGGAAGGGCAGAAAGCGUCUUCCCUCAAACCAAAGCGUCCACGCCUCGUGUUCUCCAAAACAUGGCAGCAGAAAAGGUCAUGCAAAGCCAAAGUCCCCCAGUCAGGACAGCAGUAGGCUUUUUAAUACCAAACUUGAGUUGUUGGCCAGUAGGAAUAACUCUCUUGGAAAGGCUGAGAAGGACUUCUCAGCCCUGGAGAGACGUAGUAGUUCCAGGGAAAGUGUUGAAGGGGCCUGCAAAUCUGGUCACAAAGGUCAUUUUGAGGGAGAUUGUACCUUUCCGAGAGCCAGGAAAGACCCCCAUCCUGACCAAAGUUACAACUUCUUCCAUUCUGAAAGCUUUAUACCUCAGUCAGCUAAACAUGCUCAUUCCAAGCUCUCUGUCAUCGGAAAACCAAAGACGGCUAGCCCCAAAAUCCGCCGGCUGUCCUCCCCCAGCAUAAAAAAUCUCAGCCAAUCCCAGAAAAACCUGCACGAGGCUGUCAACCGCAGCGCUAGUCUGUCUCCAGAGGUCAAAACUGUCAGUUUUGAGCGGACGUCCUCAUUUUUCUCCUCAUCCCCUCCGCGAUCUCACCGCUCUGUCAGUCGGACACCAAGCCAGAGCUCAACAUGUUCGUCUUCAAAGUCUGUCAUCCAAGGAUUUGUCAACGGACGGAUUUCAGACCUCUUAAGGGAUAGGGUCUCCAGCCCCACAUCAGCAGGCCUGUGUCAAAUGCCCACCAUCACUUCUCCCUACAGCCAUGUGACAGCUCCGCGCUCGCCUGAUCAUCUGAGUGGGCACGCCAGUGACACCACCAGUGUCUUGAGUGGGGAUAUGCCGCCAGCGAUGGGGAAGACGUCGCUGCAUUUCUCCAACAGGAGCAGCUUUGUCAGCAGUGGGUAUGACAGCAUGGUAAGAGACAGUGAGGCCACAGGAAGCAGCACCUCCACCAGAGACUCCAUCAGUGACAGGAGCAACUCUCUCCCCGGUGGGGCUCGCAGCAGCCGCUCUUCUCGAAGACGAGGGAAUCCAGGUAGUCAUCAGCGCCACCCUUUGCACGACACGCCUCAGGCCAUGAAACGCUCGUCCAGCGGCGUUCGGUCUCGUUGGACAGAGAGGGGAAUUCCAGAGGCCUAUGACAUCAAGGUGUAUGAGAUCGAUGAUGUACAGAGGAUGCAGAAAAGAGCAGGGUCCCGGAUGCUUCAGCGCCAAGUUGAAGUUUUUGGAGCAUCGUCAGCAGAGGAUCUCAGAGGUCUGAAAGAAAUACAAAUACCUGAGGAAAGAGCUGGAACAGGCCAAAUGCAGCUUCAUGCUGGAGGCUGCAAAAUUCGACAUGUGGCAAACUUUCAAGGUGGACUCCCUGGAGCACCUGGAGGCCCUUGAAAAGCUGACUUCUCGGCUGGAGAACAGGGUCAAUGUCUGCAAGGCCAAUGUCAUGCUGGCCACUUGUUUUGAUGCUUGCAGUAGGAGGCGACUAAAGAAGAGACUGCAAAAGGUGCAAAAAGCACGGAAAGAAUUUUAAGUGUGUGUUCUUUGCAUUUGUAUUUGAAACUGUACCUCUUACACUUAUUUAUAUGUUAAAAACACACUUUGUUCUUUUAAUUUUUUGUCUGAUCGCUUUAAAUAAGUAAGCGAUGAGUUCCAUGUCCUUGUACAGUUGAAUCUUUACUGUUUUGUAAAAGAGGUCAUCCUCUCUUUAAUGACUCUUUUUCCUCUUUGAGGCAUGAACUAGAAUUGUCUCACCAAGCUGAGGCCUUGUUGAAAACAGCCUUCAAAAACACUUAAAGGCGUCCACGACAACCUUAAAUAAAAACCCUUUAAUCUUUU